This is a messenger RNA of Rosa rugosa (rugosa rose), 2407 nucleotides long. RefSeq names its product probable inactive purple acid phosphatase 2. Gene Ontology annotation, molecular function: acid phosphatase activity; metal ion binding. NCBI's taxonomy places the organism in Eukaryota, Viridiplantae, Streptophyta, Magnoliopsida, Rosales, Rosaceae. The transcript has 2 exons. The coding region runs from base 175 to 2178 and encodes 667 amino acids. The record is from RefSeq and is a predicted model, not a curated record.
CAGCUCAGCCGGUAACAAGCUUCACCCAAAUUCACCAGAACAAGAAGAACAGCAGCUAUACGUCAUCAUCAAACGUCUACGUCACUCUCUCAUUAUUUUCUGGUUUAUACCUUUCGAUAUUAAUAUAUACAUAUUUUUUUGAUAAAAAUACAAUCCAAUUCCACCACCACCACGAUGGCCGUUCCUCCGCCGCCUCUCGUUUUCUUCUUCCUCCUUAUACUCAGCUCCUUUUUCAACCCGACCCAUCAGAAACCUUCGAUCACGCUAAACACGACGACCCUAUCCAAAUCCGGCGACUCGGUCCUGAUCAAAUGGUCCGGCGUCGACUCGCCUUCCAAGCUCGACUGGCUCGGCAUCUACUCGCCGCCUUCCUCCCGCAACCACCACUUCUUGGGUUACAAGUUCCUCUCCUCCAGCCCCACCUGGCAAUCCGGGUCGGGCUCCAUUUCCCUCCCCUUAAUCAACCUCCGAUCCAACUACUCCUUCCGGAUCUUCCGCUGGUCCGAGUCCGAGAUCAACCCCAAACGCCACGACCACGACAACAACCCCCUCCCCGGAGUCAAGCACCUGCUCGCCACGUCACCGGAGCUCGCCUUCGAAUCGGGUCGGGUCCCGGACCAGAUCCACUUAUCCUACACCGACCGCCUCGACCAGAUGCGGGUCAUGUUCGUCACCCCGGACCGCGAUGACCGCGCCGUGAAAUACGGCCUGAGCAAGGACUCGCUGGAUGACGUGGCGGCGGCACGUGUGAGCCGGUACGAGCUGCAGCACAUGUGCGACUGGCCGGCCAAUCACAGCGUCGGCUGGAGAGACCCUGGGUUUGUUCACGACGGCGUCAUGACCAAUCUCAAAAGCGGUGUCAGAUAUUAUUACAAGGUUGGGAGUGAUGAUGGAGGUUGGAGCGAAACGCACAGUUUUGUGUCCAGAAAUGGAGAUUCCGACGAAGCAGUAGCUUUCAUGUUCGGUGACAUGGGCACUACAACGCCGUAUGCCACGUUUCUUCGUGUCCAAGACGAAAGCGUGGCCACCGUGAAGUGGAUUCUUCGUGACAUUGAAGCUCUUGGUGACAAGCCGGCUUUCGUGUCCCACAUCGGAGACAUAAGCUAUGCUAGAGGCUAUUCAUGGCUGUGGGAUCAUUUCUUUAAUCAAAUUGAGCCGGUUGCGACGAAGCUGCCGUAUCAUGUUUGCAUUGGGAAUCAUGAGUAUGACUGGCCGUUGCAGCCGUGGAAACCGGAGUGGUCUAGUUCGAUUUAUGGGAACGAUGGAGGUGGAGAAUGUGGGGUGCCGUAUAGUGUUAGGUUCAACAUGCCUGGGAACUCGUUGGAGCCGACUGGGACUAGUGCACCGGGGACUAGGAACCUAUACUAUUCCUUUGACAUGGGGUCGGUUCGUUUUGUGUACAUUUCGACCGAGACCAAUUUUGUGACGGGAAGCAAGCAGCAUGAGUUUAUAAAGCGUGAUUUGGAGAGUGUGAACCGGACCAAGACUCCUUUCGUGGUGGUUAGUGGACACAGGCCGAUGUACACUACGAGCAAUGAGGGAAGGGAUGCGCCUAUGAGGAGGCAAAUGCUGGAGCAUUUGGAGCCUUUGUUUGUGAAGAACAAUGUCACCCUUGCAUUAUGGGGACAUGUUCAUAGAUACGAGAGGUUUUGUCCGAUGAGUAACUAUACUUGUGGGAGUAGAGGGCCUGUUCAUGUUGUGAUUGGGAUGGGAGGACAGGACUGGCAACCGAUAUGGGAACCUAGAGCGGAUCACCCAACUGAUCCCAUUUUCCCACAGCCACUGAGGUCUAUGUACCGCGGUGGUGAAUUUGGCUACACUAGAUUGGUUGCUUCAAAAGAGAAGCUUACACUUUCUUAUGUUGGAAACCAUGAUGGACAGGUGCAUGAUUCGGUGGAGAUUCUGGCUUCGGGAGAGGUUCUGGGUGGUGAAGCCGGUGGUGAUGGUGUCGAAGCUCUUGGUAACGGGGUCAAAGCUGCUGUGAAUGGUAGUGAUGGUGCUGGUUUUUCUGGAAAUGGGAGCAAAUCGGAUUCCAAACUUACUUUGUUUGUAAAGGGAGCAAGCGUUUUAGUCCUUGGGGCUUUCAUAGGCUAUGUUAUUGGUUUUGUUUCGCACGCCAGGAAAAGGGCCAUCUCAGAAAAUAGUUGGAUUCCGGUGAAGAGGGAGGAGGAUUCAUGAGCUUACUAGUAUUGGCACAGGGCUAUCCUGCUUACUUGUUUCGCAAGCUAUGAAUCUGGGAUAAAAACAUGCCUGAUAUACAGCUGCAGUCUUUUGUAAAUAUUCAACUUUCUUGACACAUUAGCUGUAUGGCCAGAUUUAUGCUCUUAGGACAUGUAUACCUUGUAAUAUCGAAGUUUUGAUACCCUAUUCCUAUUCCGAAUAAAACAUAGAUUCAUCUCUUAUAGAA